CGAAAUAAUAAAUCAUGAUGUUGGGCAUUUUUAAUACCCAAUUGCUUAUCCCGAUCCAGCUAGCGCGUGUUUGCUAGCGAGCUUGUUGCGCAGAUUAAAAUCGGACAAGGAAGCCUCGCCGUUUGCUGUCGCCCAUAUACCUAUUUUACAGGUAUAUUAUAACAGUUUUAUGCGGUUAAUACUCGUCUAAAGACAGUGGUUGUUGAUCCCAUCAGAAUGCACGCAGUGGUCUAGCUUUUGAGAAACUGACCAUCUCUGACUAUCACCGACUGAAAGACGAAAACUGGAGAGCUCCCUCUACAACACGACUGGUAGCGUAAGAAAGCAGGUCGAGACAUAGCCGAAUCAUCAAAUGCAGCGAUUUGAGAAGGCAGGAAGGUAGAGAGAUGAAGUACUCUAUUCUGGUUCAGGUGUUACCCAUGGAAGGGGGACCGACAGAAGCUGUAGUCGACGAGGGUGGUGAUGCCUUCAAAGCUAAGGAAUGCAAGACCUAUCAACGGAGACGUGAAGAUGAAGUUGUGGGAGCUGAGCUCCUACAAGCUGCUGGCCUAGAGGCAGUGGAACAGCCAGUUGCUGAAGGAGAGGUGGUGGGAACAGUUGUGAAUGCUCAGCAACAGCAGCUGGUUGAGGGUGUGGUGAGUGUAAAUAGUGGUGUGGAGAUGAUGGUGAUGGAUUCUCUGGACCCAGCCCUGCUCCAGAUGAAGACUGAAGUAAUGGAGGUUGCCAUGGCUGCUGGUGUUGGUGUAGCUGGAGCAGCACAUGAGGCCACAGUUACAACAGUGGAUGACACCCAGAUUAUCACACUGCAGGUAGUAAACAUGGAGGAACAACAGCUGGGUUUGGGCGAGCUGCAACUAGUGCAUGUGCCUGUUGCAGCUGUGCCUGUCACUGCUGCCACUGUUGAGGAGCUGCAGGGCACACUCGUUGAUGCCACAGCAAUGCCCAAAGAUGGAGAGCCUGUUAUCUGCCAUACCCUGCCACUGCCUGAAGGCUUUCAGGUGGUAAAAGUUGGUGCUAAUGGAGAAGUGGAGACUGUGGAGCAGGAUGAGCUCCAAGCUCACCAGGAGCAGGCUCUGCAACAGCAGCAGCAGGAGGAAGAGGAGAUGCCUGAACCCCAGAAUGAGGAUGCCAGCUGGGCAAAAGAUCCUGACUACACCCCCCCUGUCAAAAAGACCAAAAAGACCAAGAAAAGCAAGCUGCGCUACAAUACAGAAGGCGAGAAGGACAUGGAUGUCUCUGUUUACGAUUUUGAGGAAGAGCAGCAGGAAGGCCUACUCUCUGAAGUUAAUGCAGAAAAGGUGGUGGGCACCAUGAAGCCCCCAAAACCUACCAAAAUCAAAAAGAAGGGUGUCAAGAAGACAUUCCAGUGUGAGUUGUGUAGCUACACCUGUCCACGGCGCUCCAAUCUUGACCGGCACAUGAAGAGCCACACAGAUGAGAGGCCACACAAAUGUCACCUGUGUGGCAGGGCAUUUAGAACGGUCACCCUGCUAAGAAACCACCUAAACACCCACACUGGCACAAGGCCACACAAAUGUACCGACUGUGACAUGGCAUUUGUGACUAGUGGUGAACUGGUGCGGCACCGUCGCUACAAGCACACCCAUGAGAAACCCUUUAAGUGUUCCAUGUGUGACUAUGCUAGUGUGGAGGUCAGCAAGCUGAAGAGACACAUUCGCUCUCAUACUGGAGAGCGUCCUUUCCAGUGCAGUCUUUGCAGCUAUGCCAGCAGAGACACCUACAAGCUGAAAAGACACAUGAGAACCCAUUCAGGGGAGAAACCGUACGAGUGCUACAUUUGCCAUGCACGGUUCACUCAGAGCGGGACUAUGAAGAUGCAUAUUUUGCAAAAGCACACUGAGAAUGUGGCGAAGUUCCACUGCCCCCACUGUGACACUGUUAUUGCCCGCAAGAGUGACCUGGGUGUGCAUCUGCGCAAGCAGCAUUCCUACAUUGAGCAGGGAAGAAAGUGCCGCUAUUGUGAGGCUGUAUUCCAUGAGCGCUAUGCUCUCAUCCAGCACCAGAAGUCCCACAAAAAUGAAAAACGGUUUAAAUGUGACCAGUGUGAUUACGCUUGCCGACAGGAGCGUCACAUGGUGAUGCACAAGCGCACCCACACUGGGGAGAAGCCGUACUCCUGCACACACUGUGAUAAGACCUUUAGACAGAAGCAGCUCCUGGACAUGCACUUCCGCCGCUACCAUGACCCCAACUUUGUGCCUACCUCCUUUGUGUGUACCAAGUGCAACAAGACCUUCACACGCAGGAACACCAUGGCCAGGCAUGCAGAGAAUUGUAAUGGCAUCGAUAGUGCUGAUGGAGAGAACGGCACUCCAACCAAGAGGGGUCGUGGUGGUCGGAAAAGAAAGAUGCGGUCCCGAAAGGAUGAUGACGACGACAGUGAUGAGCAUGGAGAACCUGAGUUGGAUGACAAUGAUGAGGAAGAGGAGGAUGAGGAUGAAGCUCUAGAUGAAGUGCAGAUGGAGGUGGAACAGGCCCCACCUACUGUCCCUGUCCCUGCCACUGAUGAGCCACCUGUCAAGAGGAAGCGUGGUCGACCUCCCAAGAACCCCCCUAAAGCUUCAUCUGCUAAGCCCACAGCUGCUGCUGCUAUUAUCCAAGUGGAAGAUGAGGGCACGGGGGCCAUUGAGAACAUCAUAGUUAAGAAGGAGCAGGAUGGCGUGGAUGCUUCAGCAGCAGCAGAACCUGUGGUGGAGGAGGUUGAUGUUGCAGAAGAAGGAGAGGUGGAGCAGAUCUCUGUUCCUGAGGCUGCUCCCAAUGGGGAUCUGACCCCGGAGAUGAUCCUUAGCAUGAUGGACCGGUGAUCUGCUUGCAUAGACCCAACCAAAAACACACACACACACACGCAAAUGCUCGUAUGUAUUGCCUCCCUUCCCAAACUGUUACCACCUUCCUCACAAACUAAGUCUGUUCUUUUCAGCUGUGUUCUUGUUCAGUUUCUGAUUUACUUUGGAAUGAAAUGUACAAUGUUCCCUUCAUGGUUUCAUUACGGCACAUGAUAUAGAUUUCUGGCAGAUGUGCAUGAUGCUUUUUUUUUUUUGAGCUGAUAUUCAGAUUGUCCCAUGUUUUUCGGUCAUCUGGUGUGUGGCGGGAGUCGCUGAGAUGACUGUAUGAAUAGGGAGAAUCUGUAAUUAAUGUAGUAAACUACAUACAAUAGAAAUCUGUUAGUUUUUUUUUUUUAACCAAACUAACCUGCCAAUAUUCUUUUAACCCUCUGAGCUUUAGCCAUACCAUGACAAUAUUCAAAUGAGUACUUUUUUGCGUCUGGUCAAACCUUGGUAUUUAGACUGUAGAAAUGGGCAUUUUAACCCUUUUGUCCAGUAGAUAUAUUUAAUGUUUGACACAUGGCAACUUUUCUCAUUUCAUUUCACUGAUCACAAUUGCAGAGAGAGAUGAUGGCUCUGGCCAGAUAUUUACUUGGCUACAUUUGUCCAUCAAUCAAGUUUAAAAAAAAAUAAUUAUCAGUGCUUGAUAACAUUUGUACAAAAAAUAAAACCUGGCUGGUUUUGCUUGUAAAUAGUUUUUUAUUUUAUUUUUUUUUAAUUUUAUGAGUGUUUUAAUCUUUCCAGAUAAAUCGAUGACCCUGAAUGCUAAUGCAAUUUUAAGCAGUGCUCAUUGGAAUAUGUGACCCAGGGAAUUUUAAAUCUUAAAAAGGGUGUAAAUCAUGUAGGCAUUAGAAAUCCUCUUUGCACUGGGAUGGAAUAAUUUGUUUAAUCCUUCAGUUAGGGGCAAGCAGCUACAAUAAAUAUUUGGAUAAAAAAAUUCUGAGCAGCACAAUACUGGGGAUUUUGUGUUUGCUUUCAAAACAAAAGAUCAGGAUGAACAGAAAUGCGAAGUCAGUUAUCCAUGAGCCCUUAAAUAUAGAGCUUGUAGCCUCAACUCAACUUCUUAAACUAGAAUGACUGCCGAUGUAGAAUGGUUUCUUGCUGUUCACAGCUGUUUUCUCACCACUUUUGUCUAGCCCAUGUACGGUUCGCACAGUUUAUUGCUAUUGAUGAAUCUAUUUGAUGCGUUCUGUUUGAAGAGGACUGUUAGAAUGAUUGUUUAAAAGUUUUUCACUUUUUUCCCUAUUCUAAAACUUUUUCUCCUAUAUGUAUCUGCAUUUAAUUUCCUUCUGUUUUAUUAAGCUCUUAAUUUUAGUUUAAUGCUUUUAUAUAUUUUUUUCUUUUUUUGUACUUGGCUGUAACUGUGUGAAUUUUACAAUGAUCAGAAAACCAACAUAUAAAGACAUUUAUUAUGGCUGGGUGGGGCUUUAAGGGGAAUAUGAGAAAAGGUGGUGUGGAGAAUGUAUCGCUGUACAGCUAAUAAAAAUAAUAUUGUCCUA
Messenger RNA from Trichomycterus rosablanca, 4345 nucleotides. It is a transcript of the gene ctcf, whose product is annotated as CCCTC-binding factor (zinc finger protein). The transcript has 13 exons. NCBI's taxonomy places the organism in Eukaryota, Metazoa, Chordata, Actinopteri, Siluriformes, Trichomycteridae. Gene Ontology annotation, cellular component: nucleus. Gene Ontology annotation, molecular function: DNA-binding transcription factor activity, RNA polymerase II-specific; RNA polymerase II transcription regulatory region sequence-specific DNA binding. The record is from RefSeq and is a predicted model, not a curated record. Gene Ontology annotation, biological process: regulation of transcription by RNA polymerase II. The coding region runs from base 387 to 2825 and encodes 812 amino acids.